AUGCCGUCGAACAUACAGGUCUUCGUGAAAUGGAAGGACCAGACAAUUUUUGCCGGGGAGGAUGUGGAAUGCACCAUCACCUUCAAGAACGUCUCAGAAACUGCUUCUGAAGCAGGCCAUGGGGGUGAGGGUGGCCAGCAUCAUCGCAAGCUGUCUCGAGUCGCGAAUCACACCAGCAGCAACUCUACCUCGGACUCGUUCUUCUCCUUGAAAUCCCCCCAGAGCCUCUUCUCGGGCAGGCGGUCUUACUCGAUCAGCUCUCAGAGGAAACCUUCCCACCGGACCGCGUCAUCGUUGAGCUCCCCGCUCGUGUCCUCGCACAGCUUCCCGCCGACCAGCGGCCCCUCCACCCCUCGAAGUUGGCAGCCCGGCCACAGUCACAAACGAUCGGUGUCGAUUCUAUCUAUCGAGAGUGAAAGUCAGCCUGAGAAGACCACCCCGGCCCCAAACUAUGGCCGGGCUCGGCCGGCCAGGGGUCAUGGGCGCUCAGCCAGUCUCCAAGUUGCCCCCAGGAGGAAUGAUAGCUAUGAUGAUUCCCAUCGGAAAGGUAUCUACCCAGGCAGGCCAAUGAUGGGGAGAGCUCCCAUACGUGGUUCUCCACUAACAGAAUCCCCAAACGAGUCCGUUACAGGCAAUUUGCGAGUCGACACUUCCCGGGCUGGACGAGCCAGUCGUCCUGAGUCUCUUACAAACAGCCCCGUUGUUCCAACCGAACUAUUACGUGCCCCGCCACGACGAACAAAACCGCCAGCCUUCGAUUUCAAGUUCCCUGCUCCGCUCCCAACGAAUGAACCAAACAACAGCCGCCCUCCUCUCUCUCCCUCUCCAAAGUCAUCGGAAAGAAACCCUGCGGCGGGCAAGCCGGCAUCAAAAGAUUCAACGUCAUUGGCAGCUCCACCACAUCAGCAGCUUACGCGGAUAAUAUCAGCCACGAGCGUGAAUGGAAGCAGCCGAAGUAGUGGAGAGUUCUACUCGGUUAGUGAUCAUUCGAGUGAGACGCUGGCGUCGGAGUAUACAACCUAUUCGACACAAGGCGCACGAGUGCCUCCUUCUGUACGCCACGGACGGCAUUACUCGAGUGUGUUGGCAUCAACAAUGCCGUCCGAUAGCCAGGCGCUACUAAUGGGCUACGCGCAAAUCAGUGCGUCUUUCACGGUGGAUGGGUCUUUAGUGAACCAGUCAGUAUUCGAUGAGGUCAAACGGAAAGGUGUUGUCGGUGGCCAAGCAGGCACAGGCGGAGUGCCAGGACGGCCAAGUUCGAAUGGUGAUCGAUCACGCAAAGGGGCAGGUUUCUGGGGGGCGCUCAAGUGGAAUGCUAUCGAAGAGUCCAUCAAUGGGUUUCUCUCGAACAAUGAGCUUGAUGGCCUACGAGAAAUGCGCGGGGUCGCUUCGUCACGAUCGAUUCCGUUGCUGUCCACCCCACAGUCGCUACUUUUCGUUGACCUACGACUGGCACCCGGCGAAGAACAAUCUUACUCGUUCUCUUUCGCGCUUCCCAGAGGACUCCCCGCGUCUCACAAAGGAAAGGCGAUUAAAAUUUCCUAUAAUCUGGUCAUUGGUACCCAACGCCCUAGUGGGCCGAAUGAGUCCCAGCGAGUAAAUCGCAUUAACAUUCCAUUCCGUGUCUAUAGCGGCGUCAAUGAAAAAGGAGACGUCCUUGGCCAUGACCUGAUGUCACCGUACGUGAUUUUGCGUGACGAAGCCAAGGUGCAAAAGAUUGGGUCCAAUACACCCCUGACCGUCAAAAAUCAGAGUAUAAGCGGGGCAUGGAAUUCCGCUGGAGAUUUCCUCUCUUACGUGGAUGAAAUCCUGGAAGAGCGUGCACGCGCAAACUCGCUAUUUCCUCCAGGGACCCUCCCCGAGAGACGGUCAAGCUAUGAUGGGCCUCCGCCGCACGCGUUGUCUUGUAAGGAUAUAAUUGAUUUUGCCAUCCUUCGCAGCAAUCAAGCCGUGCAGUCCCGGCGCAGUCCCAACCGGUUUGAGAUUGCUCGCGAUGGGCAGCGCAUCGCUGUGGUUGUGCUGAAUCGCCCAGUGCACCGGCUUGGUGAGACUGUCAUUGCCACCGUGGACUUUGGCGACGCUGCUAUUCCCUGUUACGCCGUACGGGCAUCCCUUGAGACGUCUGAGAAAGUCAUGCCUACUAUUGCAGUCCGCUCUAAUGCAAGCAUCCACCGCACCACCCGCCGCAUCCAUGCGUCUCUAUUUGAGAACACUCUGUACGCCACCCGGGUGGUUUUCAGCCCAGCCAUCCCCAUUACCGCCACUCCCACAAUUCUGACCAGCGGUGUGACUCUUGACUGGGACUUGCGUUUCGAGUUCGUGACGCCAAAUAUGAAUGGCGUUCAUAGUCACGGACCAUCCGGAAUUCGCUUACUUGAGACCUUGUCCUCUGACGAUCGCGGCAAAGUUCUGUCCGCGAUGGAGCAUCUGGGCUGCGAAUCAUUUGAAAUCUCCAUCCCCCUGACGGUCUACGGUGAAACCGUGCGGGAGCAAUUGCCAGAAGAGAACGAGGGGUACGUCAUCUAG
Molecule: messenger RNA, 2526 nt
Organism: Penicillium canariense
Lineage: Eukaryota; Fungi; Ascomycota; Eurotiomycetes; Eurotiales; Aspergillaceae
Product: putative intracellular protein transport protein (Sat1)
Exons: 3
Coding region: 1-2526 (841 amino acids)
Biological process (GO): retrograde transport, endosome to Golgi
Cellular component (GO): Golgi membrane; Ric1-Rgp1 guanyl-nucleotide exchange factor complex
Source: RefSeq, a predicted model, not a curated record